Molecule: messenger RNA, 189 nt
Organism: Loa loa (African eye worm)
Lineage: Eukaryota; Metazoa; Nematoda; Chromadorea; Rhabditida; Onchocercidae
Exons: 1
Source: RefSeq, a predicted model, not a curated record
UCUUCCAUAUUUGAUAUCAUCAAAUGGCAACAAAUAUCAAAAAGUUUUCAAAGAGCAGCACAAAAACGACUUGAUAUGUAUACAAUGAUUGAUAUUAAAGUAUACAAUGGUUUACGAAAAUUGCGAAAUAAAGCUGAAGCUGAAUGUAGACUUUUUUUAUUUUGUAAUUUUAUUAAAAAUAAAAAUUAA